CUGAAAUAUUUCAUACAUAUUGUUUUUGUGUUUAUUGUUGAAGCUAUGUUUGUUUUAACUAAAGAUGACGAAAAGUUUGUUUUGUUGCCUGUCAAAAGUGUAUAUACCGUAGGUCGCCUGGGCACGGAUUUGAUUGUGACGCAGGAUCUUAGUAUAAGUCGCAAUCAUGUGGAGUUACACCUGCCGGAGUCAUAUGGGGAUGACACUCUGCAAAUUAAGGACCUGGGCUCCAGAUUUGGGACCUUUAUUUUCCGAGGGACUUCUCAGAAGCCCCGACAAGUCCUUGCUAGGACCCUCACGCCAGUGCCUGUGGGAAUUCGUAUUCGUUUUGGCGGAAACAUGAGCAUUUGGCAGGUGACUCGACUCAACUUGGUGACCGCCGUCUCCGCUUUAACCCGACCUGAGAUCAAGGAGCUGACGGAGAUGCUCGAGCCCAUGGGUGGAACUGUAAGUCCUAGCUGGACGCAGGAAUGCUCCCAUCUUACCAUGAACGAAGUCUCAGUGACCGUGAAAUUACUUCACGCCCUACUUGAAAACAAACCCAUUGUUACCUUUGCCUACUGGAGAAAAAUGCUCCACUCAGCGCAGACCAUCCAUGUCAAGGAGGGAUGGCCGCAGCCAGAGGAUUACCAGCCCACGAAUAUGGAUGUCACCUGGCGACCCGAACGCACCCGUUUAUUCUCCGGCAAGACGUUCGUAUUCAUGAAUCACAAACACUUCGAAAUGUACGGAUCAGUGGUUCAGAAAGCCGGUGCAUCCUGCAAGAACCUUAAUUCGGGUGUGCGCAAGACAUUCCUAACAAAAAGUGAUGUGAUAGUCAUACAGUAUGUUCCUUCAACCCAAUCGCAGGCAUCUGAAUCCAUCAACAGUAUACAAGAUAUUCUGGAGCAGAGCGGUCGACGUGUAAUCCAGGAUUACGAGAUUGGCAUGGCCCUACUGCAUUGCUCUAUCAAGGAGUUCUGCAACCCAGAACACAAGUUCAUCAACGAUUCAAUGCCCACCACGGAGUCUAUGACUUCCUCAAUGGCUUUGAACUCUUCAAUCAUUGUGCCCAACACGGAACGUAAUACAGCUCAAUCCACUGGCUCAGCCAUCUCAGAGCUAGUGGUGCCGGAGUCGGACGCAUGUGAUAUGGAACAAAAGUCUUCCAAACCCGAUUCGGAACCUAUAACAUCUUUAAGAUCUUUGCGUAAGCGGAGUCAUGCCAUUAUUCUCGACUCAGAUGAGGAGCAGGAAGCAGCCUCAUCAAAGCGCGCCAAGCCACCUCUCCCCGAGAAACCAAAAAUAACCGCCAAGAAGACUAUACUAGUGGAUUCUUCUGAUGAAGAGGAAACUGUACAACCACCACCUCCUGUUCCAGCUCCAAAUAAACAUAUUACAAAAAGGGGCAAGCCCAUUUAUUGUGCAGACUCUUCGGAUGAGGAGAAUACAAAUUCCAAAAAGCAAAAAGGAGCGCAAACUGCUGUGGCUGAUAAGAGUGCAGUGGUCAAAAAGAAACCAGAGGCGCCAGUAUUCACCAGGACAUCACCUCGCCUCAAUUCCAAAUCAUCGGAAAAGCAACCGACGGGAUCGAAACGUCCUGUUCUAUUAGUGGCCUCGGAUGAUAAAGACUCUUCGGAUGAGGAGAUUACAAAUUCCAAAAAGCAAAAAGAAGCACAAGGUUCUAUGGCUGACAAUUGUGCAGUGGUCAAAAAGAAACCAGAAGCGUCAGUUCUCACCAGGACAUCACCACGCCUCAAUUCCAAAUCAUCGGCUACCAAUAUUACAAACCAACAGCCGAAAAAGCAAUCGACGGGAUCGAAACGUCCUGUUCUAUUAGUGGCCUCUGAUGAUGAAGAGGAUGAUAGAGAACUAUUUUCAUUUCGAACAGCUCCCCAGAAGCCCGAAGCGACAGUUGCUCAGCCAAAGUCAGCGGUCAAGGGUCAACCGACUGGCAAAAUCAGUGUGCUCAACUUUCUAGAGAAGUCACAGCCACAAGAGGCGGCCUCGGUGCCUGCCCAGUUGAAUUCUCAAUCCCAAACACAACCUCGCAAGCGAUUGCGACUAGAACUCUUAAACGAAAGCGACAGCGAUGACUGCGACAAUCUCUUUAACUUUGCGGACAGCAAAAAGAAAAAGAAGAAACAAGACGAGCAGACCCAUGAAGAUUCAACGGAUAGCUUGUUUAAUAUAAACUCGGAAAGGCCAAGCGUUGCCGUUGACCAGGACUCCCUGCUGACCGAGCCCUUCGAGGUCGAUGUGGAAACAAAGAAAAAAUCCAAGUAUAUUGUAUGGCAACGCAAGGAGCUUCCCAGAAAAGUGGAUACAAGUGGUUGGUUAUCGUGCAGCAGGCUGCAUGAUGAUAUCAAAUCCGAGCUGGAAACAGAUCCAGAAGUUUCACUAGAAAAAUCUAUUAAGACGGAUCCCGACGAAGAGAAGUGGCUUACCGCCAUGAAAGACAGUAUCGAGGUGCGCAUGUGCAACCUAAAUAUUAUCAAUCGCUCUCAAGAUGAAGUGGAUGCUUCUCUUGAGGCUUCUGUUAGCAAGUACAGCGGCCGCAAGAACUUUAAGAAGUUUGUCAAGACGAACAAUCCCCAUCCGCAACGGCGUGUUGUGGCUCUAAAGAGUAUGCAGCUGGCUGAUGGCAUGGUGACCUGUGUUUAGUUAUCUUUUGUUUUGUCUAAAUUUACUUUAUUUUAGAUACAAUAAACUUGCGAAAUAUGCUUAA
Messenger RNA from Drosophila rhopaloa, 2707 nucleotides. Its product is annotated as nibrin. Gene Ontology annotation, molecular function: protein binding; damaged DNA binding. Gene Ontology annotation, cellular component: Mre11 complex; nucleus. The transcript is spliced from 4 exons. Gene Ontology annotation, biological process: telomere maintenance; mitotic G2 DNA damage checkpoint signaling; double-strand break repair via homologous recombination. The record is from RefSeq and is a predicted model, not a curated record. Lineage: Eukaryota; Metazoa; Arthropoda; Insecta; Diptera; Drosophilidae. The coding region runs from base 46 to 2643 and encodes 865 amino acids.